This is a messenger RNA of Prunus armeniaca (apricot), 828 nucleotides long. The record is from the annotation of a GenBank genome assembly. NCBI's taxonomy places the organism in Eukaryota, Viridiplantae, Streptophyta, Magnoliopsida, Rosales, Rosaceae.
AUGGCUUCUUGCUUCUUUUCAGCUCUUUGCUGGGUCUGUUUGGAUGUUGGCUCUCUGGUCUUUGAAGCUCCAACCAUGCCCCAAAUAUCAAAACCAUUCAUAGUUGCACUCCUUGGACCUGCAUUGUUCCACACAAUAGGCCACAUCUCAGCAUGUGUCUCAUUCUCUAAGGUGGCUGUUUCUUUCACCCAUGUAAUCAAAUCUUCAGAGCCUGUUUUCUCGGUUGUCUUUUCGUCGUUCGUAGGCGAUUCGUACCCUUUACAGGUCUGGCUUUCAAUCCUCCCUAUUGUCUUGGGUUGUUCUCUAGCUGCAAUUACUGAGGUGUCAUUCAAUUUCCAAGGCCUGUGGGGUGCGUUGAUUAGCAAUGUUGGGUUUGUGUUGAGGAAUAUUUACUCAAAACGCAGUUUACAAAACUUCAAGGAGGUAGAUGGGUUGAAUUUGUAUGGUUGGAUCACUAUACUUUCACUCCUCUAUCUGUUUCCUGUUGCUAUUUUUGUUGAAGGGUCUCAAUGGGUUCAAGGGUAUCACAGAGCUAUUGCAACUGUAGGAAAACCAUCCACAUUUUACAUAUGGGUGUUGUUAUCUGGAGUGUUUUACCAUCUCUAUAACCAGUCAUCUUAUCAGGCUCUUGAUGAAAUUAGCCCCUUGACAUUUUCAGUUGGAAACACAAUGAAGAGAGUGGUGGUAAUUGUAUCUACUGUGUUGGUGUUCAGAAAUCCAGUUAGACCUCUUAAUGCACUUGGAUCCGCCCUUGCGAUAUUUGGGACUUUCCUGUAUUCACAGGCAACAGCAUCUAAAAAGCAAAAGGGCGGUGAAAAGAAGAAUUGA